This is a messenger RNA of Cotesia glomerata, 1707 nucleotides long. RefSeq lists its product as uncharacterized. The record is from RefSeq and is a predicted model, not a curated record. Gene Ontology annotation, molecular function: protein binding. The coding region runs from base 110 to 1657 and encodes 515 amino acids. Lineage: Eukaryota; Metazoa; Arthropoda; Insecta; Hymenoptera; Braconidae. The transcript has 2 exons.
AUUUUAAAUUGUGAGGUAAUAUUAAAAAAGAAAAAAUAAAAGUAAAAGAGAGCGUAUAAGAUAUUUUGUACCAAAUUCUCAGUUGACAUCACAGUAAAUAAGAUAUAAAAUGGAUCCUGAAUUAAAUCCAACAACAACUAACAACUCACUGAUGUAUCAAGCCAUCGAAGAUGACAAAUUGGAAGAUCUUAAAUUGUUAUUAGAAAAUGGAAUUAAUGUUAAUGAACCGAUAAUCAGAGCUGGAAAAUAUGCUGGAUUCACAGCAUUGCAUAUUGCAUGCAUGAAAAAUAAAGAUGACAUGGUGGAGUUACUAGUUAAUGAUUAUAAAGCAGAUGUCAAUGCAAUGUGUGCUGAUGGGACUCAACCCAUUCAUUUGGCUUGUUUUUAUGCACAAAUAGACUAUAAAGUCAGUUUGUUUGACGAAUACGAAGAAGAAAUAACAGGGAUUAAAACAAUAGAAAUAUUAGUGGAAGCUAAUACAAAUGUUGAUGCUAAAUUCGGACAAGAAAUUUUUUUAAAGCACGUCAAAGACAGAGAAUGGUGUCCCGAUUUUGGUGAAAAAAUGCCACUAGUUGCAUAUGCUGUUAUUUAUUGUAAACCAUGGAUAAUUUCUCUUCUCAAAAAAGUCAACGUAGAUAUUAUAAGCCUUGCAAAUAAAACAUUGCUAAUGUACGCUGUUGAAAGCGAGUGUGAUCGGUACAUUCCAGACAUUAUGUCAAAUGUUGAAGAUCCUGGAUUGAUGGAUAAGUUGAUAAACCACCGCGAUGAUGAUGAUGUACCACUCACUCAUUAUCCACUGCAUCCUAAAAAAUUUGGAAAAUUUCGAUAUCUUAAAAGGUUCGCUGGUACUGGUGGAGUGCAAGUCAACUCAUAUUUUUUUUCUAAGCUAUCAAGUUGGGGAGCUGACAUGUAUGCACUUAUAAACAAUGACCCGGCAACAUUUUUACCCAAUCUAUUAGCUUACAGAAGUUCUACUAUACUGAUGCUGGCUUUGCCUUAUUAUACUUCUAUGUCAUUAUCUAGAGUUUUAUACUACGCCACGCUUCCUAUAGAUGAAAAUUCUGAGCAUUUAAUAAAUACCAAUUCAGAACGUAAGCGACUUAAUUAUCUAAAAUCAAUUAGAAGUGAUCAAAAACGAUGUAUAGCUAUUGUUAUAAAAGAUCUGGUCUUGAGGAGUUUAUUCAGAUCACCUGUUCCAGAACAACAAGUUAAAUUGAUGGAUGAAUUAAUUGCCAGUGACGAAUAUUUCAGGAAGAUUGUUGAUGACUUCAAAAAAGAUUUCAUUGAAAAAGAAUUCCAAGAACGCUUUAUUGAAUUCGGCGAUAAUAAAAUGACAAUGCAUUAUUUUUUAAUGCAAGUUUUUGAUGAUAAAAAAUUAAAAGUUUUGGCGCGAGAAGAGAAUUUACCGGAUGCCCUGGAUAAAGUUAUCAGGCAGAGUAAUAAUAUCCCGAGAUUUUUGUUCUAUGAAAUCUAUCAAAAUCCAAUCAAAAUCAGAAUAAUAAAUGCUAAGGAAAGAUUAAGACUUCUUAAAAAUUUGAAAAAAAUUUCAUCACUUAGAGAAGCUAUACCGUUACCGUUUGAAGUGGUAUUAGAUAUUGUUGAGUAUUUAAACAACAAUCAGUUGAACGCAUUUAUAAGAGCAUUUUAUAGUUCGUAAUUAUAUAUCGAAACCAGUUUUAGUUUUAAAAAAGAAAAUUUAUUUUUCAA